AUGCAUAUGGGCCUUACCGAGGAGCUACUUUGCGAGGAUGACUCUCCGUCGCCAUUUUUCAGGUUCAGCGCGAACUCAGUGAAUCAAGCCACUGCAGAAAGAUUGAUCAGCUCAGUGCAAGGGACAUUCCGCACCCUGAAGCCGGAUCUGAGGCCAAUUUCGGAGCAGAUCACCACGAAACACCACCCAUACAUCGACAUUUUACCCUUCCCAACCCUAAGAAAGAACAUCCUAUGCCAUUUGGAUGAUUUUGAUGAAGAUGCUUUCUUUGAUGAUAUGCUAACUGGCUUGCUCUGCUGGGGAGGUACGGGCAUGGCGAAGGGUGAUCGUGCACAAGCUACGGGUUGUGUCUCUACGGGCACACCGUGGGAUUUUCGUAGCUGGGAGGCAACGCAGUGGUUCUUAGAGAAGUAUUGGAAUCUACUAGGAGGGGAAGAUGGGGAGCUCGUCCGACAAAGCCAAUGGUGGCGCGGUGUCAGAGGAGACCCGGAAGUAUCCCCGCCCGUAGACGCACUUUGA
Penicillium chermesinum is the source of this 519-nucleotide messenger RNA. RefSeq names its product DUF3425 domain-containing protein. The transcript has a single exon. The record is from RefSeq and is a predicted model, not a curated record. The coding region runs from base 1 to 519 and encodes 172 amino acids. NCBI's taxonomy places the organism in Eukaryota, Fungi, Ascomycota, Eurotiomycetes, Eurotiales, Aspergillaceae.